Trichoderma asperellum CBS 433.97 is the source of this 2065-nucleotide messenger RNA. The record is from RefSeq and is a predicted model, not a curated record. Lineage: Eukaryota; Fungi; Ascomycota; Sordariomycetes; Hypocreales; Hypocreaceae.
AUCAACGCUAACAGGGGGUUUUAGAAUGAAGCUUUUCCAUACUAGUGUUCUUAUAGCGGUCUACUUAUCCCAGCCUGCCUCAUUUCCGUAUCAAAGUGGCCUGCUGUCGAGCGCUAUCUACCCCACGUGACGUUACAUUUUCGAUAUCGACACGGAAUAUCCUCCAAAUGGAAAAACUAUGGCGUCGUAAAACGGCGAGUUGAACUAGAUCGACACGACCAAGCUGGGGUUGAUCCUUGGGUGUGUCCCCCACACAGAGCUGCUUGUACAUUCUCCAAGCCGCCAUAUAUUUGCUCCAUCGCCAGGCCCUGUUUUCCAUUCUCCGAUUUAUAGAGCGGAUCAAAGAUUGACAAUCUUCACUUAAUUAUCACUGGUUGACUAAUCGGUCGCCAGGACGUCGAUUCCAAAAUGGAGAAACACGAGGAGGCAACAGGUGUCGGGCAGGAAGUUAGCAGGGACGAGAAGGGAGACAAUGUUCAUAUCGAUGUGACUCGCGAUAUAACCCGCGCCGAACAUGACCUUGGCUUUCGGCAAGCAUUGCGGCAGUACCCCACCGCCACAUUCUGGGCCAUGUUUUUCAGUAUUGCUGUUAUUAUGUCGGGAUAUGAUGGCCAAAUAAUCUUCUCAUUUUACGCUCUUCCGGCAUUCCAGAAGAGAUAUGGAAAUCCCAUCGGCGACGGCUACGAGAUCCCCGCACCAUGGCAGACGGCUCUUGGAAUGGGUAACCCAAUCGGACAGGUGUUGGGUGCUCUUGCAAGUGGAUAUCCUAUGGAGCGAUUUGGCAGAAGAUGGACUUUGGCAGUCUGCUGCGUAUGGUCGGUCGGAUUUGUUUUUGUGCAAUUUUUUGCCACGUCUCUUUCUAUGCUUUGCGCUGGUGAGAUUCUGGGCGGCUUGGCAUACGGCUUCUACGUCGUCAUUGCUCCGACAUAUGCAUCUGAAAUUUGUCCACUUGCACUCCGGGGUCUACUCACAGCAUUCAUCAAUUUAGCCUUCGUCAUUGGGCAGUUUAUUGCUCAAGGAGUCGCUGCCGGCUUGGAAGGCAGAGAGGAUCAAUGGGCCUAUAAAGCUCCGUUUGCAUUGCAAUGGCUCUGGCCGGUAAUCAUUCUCAUAGGUCUACCCUUUGCUCCAGAGAGUCCAUAUUGGCUUAUCCGUCAGGGACGUAAAGAGGACGCUCGUAAAGCCCUAGAAAAAUUAUCGUCUUCGAAGAAUGCGCCUGACAUUGACCAAGUGCUGCUUGGGGUUGAACAGACGGAUCUCUUGGAACAAGAGUUCGAAGCGACUACGAAUUACUGGGAUCUAUUCAAGGGGGUCAACCGUGUAAGGACAGAGAUCACAAUUAUGGUGUACUUGAUCCAAGUCAUUGCCGGAAAUCCGCUUAUUGGCUAUGCAAACUACUUUUUUGAGCAAGCCGGUCUUAAUGCUGCCGACUCAUUUGAUAUGGGCGUUGGAAACACUGCACUGGGUUUUGUUGGUACCAUUACCUCAUGGUUCUUGCUAAACUAUUUCAAAUUGGGCCGACGAACGAUCUAUAACACUGGCAUGUGGGUGAUGACACUGCUUCUCUUUAUCAUCGGCUUCCUUAGCAUCCCCACAAACAAUAAAGGCGCAAUUUGGGCAAUGGCUAGCUGCAUGGACGUGUGGACAUUUAUCUACCAGAUGACUGUCGGGCCAAUUUGUUUCGUUAUUAUUUCCGAAAUAUCGUCUACACGCUUACGAACGAAGUCUAUCGCAUUAUCCACUGCCGUCCAAUCGUUCUUCAAUAUCAUCAGCACAAUUGCUAUGCCUUAUAUGCUGAAUACUGAUCAAGCGAACUGGGGAGGAAAAGCAGGAUUCUUAUUCGGGGGCAUAAGCUUUUUCUGUGCCAUCUGGUGUCAUUUUAGGCUUCCUGAAAGCAAAGGAAGAACUUUCGAAGAACUUGAUAUUCUGUUCCAGAGAAAAGUUCCUCUGCGGGACUUUAAAACUUAUGAUCUUUUAGCUGAGACCGAAUUAGGGAAAGUGGAAACAGCAUAGUAGUUCAAUUAAGAACAAGGAAGAAUAAAAUUUCUUUAAUACGGUUCCAAUAAUG